Molecule: messenger RNA, 2997 nt
Organism: Panthera uncia (snow leopard)
Lineage: Eukaryota; Metazoa; Chordata; Mammalia; Carnivora; Felidae
Gene: FGFR1
Product: fibroblast growth factor receptor 1
Exons: 15
Coding region: 93-2111 (672 amino acids)
Biological process (GO): positive regulation of cell differentiation; positive regulation of cell population proliferation; multicellular organism development
Cellular component (GO): membrane; signaling receptor complex
Molecular function (GO): fibroblast growth factor receptor activity; ATP binding; fibroblast growth factor binding
Source: RefSeq, a predicted model, not a curated record
CCAUAGAUGCUCUCCCCUCCUCGGAGGACGACGACGAUGAUGAUGACUCCUCUUCAGAGGAGAAAGAGACAGAUAACACCAAACCAAACCGUAUGCCCGUGGCUCCAUACUGGACAUCCCCAGAAAAGAUGGAAAAGAAAUUGCACGCGGUGCCAGCUGCCAAGACUGUGAAGUUCAAAUGUCCUUCUAGUGGGACUCCUAACCCCACGCUGCGCUGGUUGAAAAAUGGCAAAGAAUUCAAACCUGACCACAGGAUUGGAGGCUAUAAGGUCCGUUACGCCACCUGGAGCAUCAUAAUGGACUCCGUAGUGCCUUCUGAUAAGGGCAACUACACCUGCAUUGUGGAGAAUGAGUAUGGCAGCAUUAACCACACCUACCAGCUCGACGUCGUGGAGCGGUCCCCUCACCGGCCCAUCCUGCAGGCGGGGUUGCCUGCCAACAAGACAGUGGCCCUGGGCAGCAAUGUGGAGUUCAUGUGUAAGGUGUACAGUGACCCACAGCCCCAUAUCCAGUGGCUAAAGCACAUCGAGGUGAAUGGGAGUAAGAUUGGUCCAGACAACCUGCCUUAUGUCCAGAUCUUGAAGACUGCUGGAGUUAACACCACCGACAAAGAGAUGGAAGUGCUUCACUUAAGGAAUGUCUCCUUUGAGGACGCGGGGGAGUAUACGUGCUUGGCGGGUAACUCUAUCGGACUGUCCCAUCACUCUGCAUGGUUGACCGUUUUGGAAGCCCUGGAAGAGAGGCCGGCGGUGAUGACCUCGCCCCUGUACCUGGAGAUCAUCAUCUACUGCACGGGGGCCUUCCUCAUCUCCUGCAUGGUGGGGUCUGUCAUCAUCUACAAAAUGAAGAGUGGCACCAAGAAGAGCGACUUCCACAGCCAGAUGGCCGUGCACAAGCUGGCCAAGAGCAUCCCUCUGCGCAGACAGGUGUCGGCUGAUUCUAGUGCCUCCAUGAACUCUGGGGUUCUGCUGGUUCGGCCCUCACGUCUCUCCUCUAGCGGAACCCCCAUGCUGGCUGGAGUCUCUGAAUAUGAGCUUCCUGAAGACCCACGCUGGGAGCUGCCUCGAGACAGGCUGGUUUUAGGCAAACCCCUGGGAGAGGGCUGCUUUGGGCAGGUGGUGUUGGCAGAAGCCAUUGGGCUGGACAAGGACAAACCCAACCGUGUGACCAAAGUGGCUGUGAAGAUGUUGAAGUCGGACGCAACAGAGAAAGACCUGUCAGACCUGAUCUCAGAAAUGGAGAUGAUGAAGAUGAUCGGAAAGCACAAGAACAUCAUCAACCUGCUGGGGGCCUGCACACAGGACGGUCCUUUGUACGUCAUCGUGGAGUAUGCCUCCAAAGGCAACCUACGGGAAUACCUGCAGGCCCGGCGGCCCCCGGGGCUGGAGUACUGUUAUAACCCCAGCCACAACCCAGAGGAGCAGCUCUCUUCCAAGGACCUGGUCUCCUGCGCCUAUCAGGUGGCCCGAGGCAUGGAGUAUCUCGCCUCCAAGAAGUGCAUACACCGAGACCUGGCCGCCAGGAACGUCCUGGUGACAGAGGACAACGUGAUGAAGAUCGCAGACUUCGGCCUCGCUCGGGACAUCCACCACAUCGACUACUAUAAAAAGACAACCAAUGGCCGGCUGCCUGUGAAGUGGAUGGCACCCGAGGCCUUGUUUGACCGGAUCUACACCCACCAGAGUGACGUCUGGUCUUUUGGGGUGCUCCUGUGGGAAAUCUUCACUCUGGGAGGCUCCCCGUAUCCUGGCGUGCCUGUGGAGGAGCUUUUCAAGCUGCUGAAGGAGGGUCAUCGAAUGGACAAGCCCAGUAACUGCACCAAUGAGCUAUACAUGAUGAUGCGGGAUUGCUGGCAUGCAGUACCCUCUCAGAGACCUACCUUCAAGCAGCUGGUGGAAGACCUGGACCGCAUUGUGGCCUUGACCUCCAACCAGGAGUAUCUGGACCUGUCAAUGCCCCUGGACCAAUACUCUCCCAGCUUUCCCGACACCCGAAGCUCUACCUGCUCCUCAGGGGAGGAUUCCGUCUUCUCUCAUGAGCCGUUGCCUGAGGAGCCCUGUCUGCCCCGACACCCAGCCCAGCUUGCCAAUGGCGGACUCAAACGGCGCUGACUAGCACCCCAGUUCCCAUCCCCGAACUCCAUUGUCGGCUGUAACCCUCACCCACCCCUCCCUGCGGGACUCACUGCCUUCCCCUCUGCCCCUUUCCUGCUGGCAGGAGCCGGCUGCCUACCUGAGGCCUUCACCCCAUGGAGUUCACCUCUCUUCCUCCUCCUCACAACCUGCUUGUGAGAGAGAGGAGCAGAGAGGCAGGUACUUGCUCAUGGCCACUUCGUUCCCUCCCAGAUGUUGGACCAAGACCCUCCCCACCACCUGGCACUGCCUGGAGGGCUGGGGAGUGGGAGAUGAGCAGGCAUGCAGGCGAGAGCUGACUGAGCUUUCCCAUGUUGGUUUUGUCUGCUUCGAAUAACCCGUAAGCCUGAGUUCCGGUGGCGGGGGCCUCAUCCUCAUGGCCACCGCGGUAGUGAGGGGAGGUCCGUGCUCCGGGCCUCGGCUGAAGGCAACCUCUGCUCCAGAUAGAUGGUGCCAGUGGCUUAUUAAUUCCGAUACUAAUUCGCUUUGCUGACCAAAUACCUGGUACCAGAGGAUGGGGAGGCAAAGGCUGGGAGCAGUGUCGUGGCCCUGGGGCCCAGCCCCAAACUGGGGGCUUUGUACAUAGCUAUGAAGAAAACACAAAGUGUAUAAAUCUGAGUAUAUAUUUACAUGUCUUUUUAAAAGGGUCGUUACCAGAGAUUUACCCAUUGGGUAAGAUGCUCCUGGUGGCUGGGAGGCAUCAGUUGCUAUAUAUUAAAAACAAAGAAAAAAGAAAAAAAAGGAAAAUGUUUUUAAAAAGGUCAUAUAUUUUUUGCUACUUUUGCUGUUUUAUUUUUUUAAAUUAUGUUCUAAACCUAUUUUCAGUUUAGGUCCCUCAAUAAAAAUUGCUGCUGCUUCAUUUUUA